GUGGAAAUCAAUUGGAAAAUAGAAUUGAAUCUUCCAGUCCUCUCAGUUUCUCUUACACUUAUUCAAAUAUGUGUUUUUAAUAUUUCAGAUAAAACAUAAUUUACUAUUCAAGCGGAUAUUUUAGCGCUGUGAAUUCGACGAUAGAUUCUGGUUUCGGUUGCUUUCGCCUGAUUAGUGACGUUCUCCUCUCGAUUGCUCCUGCCUGCUGCCAGUUGAAUGAACAUGGCGGCUACUCCAACCACGAAUCCGUCUCAGCUGCUCCCACUUGAGCUCGUGGACAAAUGCAUCGGCUCCCGAAUUCACAUCGUGAUGAAAACCGACAAAGAAAUCGUCGGCACCCUGCUGGGCUUCGACGACUUCGUCAACAUGGUCCUCGAGGAUGUGACAGAAUUUGAAAUCACGCCGGAGGGACGGAGGAUAACCAAACUGGACCAGAUCCUCCUCAACGGCAACAACAUCACUAUGCUCAUCCCUGGAGGAGAAGGUCCUGAAGUCUGAGACGGGAAUCAUCACUGAUGGGGCGGUGGAUUUAAUCCAUUUCCAUGUUGUUCCUGAGUUUGUUGUAUCAUUGUUUUAUUGUUCUUUCUAGGUCUUGAGUGAAUAUUUUUGUAAGAUUCCCUAAUUGAUUAUUUGUUAAAUUUGAACUGUAUCGCACAGGACGUUUUCUUUUUACAAUUAAAGAAUCCUUUGAAGAAAAAACAUCUGCCAAUUAAAAUGUGUCACUAACAUCUGUACAACAGAGAUGAAACUUUGAUCAGCUUCUUUUAAAAAGUGAGUUAUGUACACGCAGCAGUUUGUAAAUUAUUCAAUCAACGAGUUGAUCUAAAAUCAAGUAAAUGAUUCUGUGACUUGU
Molecule: messenger RNA, 853 nt
Organism: Pungitius pungitius (ninespine stickleback)
Lineage: Eukaryota; Metazoa; Chordata; Actinopteri; Perciformes; Gasterosteidae
Gene: lsm5
Product: LSM5 homolog, U6 small nuclear RNA and mRNA degradation associated
Exons: 5
Coding region: 217-498 (93 amino acids)
Biological process (GO): mRNA splicing, via spliceosome
Cellular component (GO): U4/U6 x U5 tri-snRNP complex; Lsm1-7-Pat1 complex; U6 snRNP
Molecular function (GO): RNA binding
Source: RefSeq, a predicted model, not a curated record